Trichoderma atroviride IMI 206040 is the source of this 1395-nucleotide messenger RNA. NCBI's taxonomy places the organism in Eukaryota, Fungi, Ascomycota, Sordariomycetes, Hypocreales, Hypocreaceae. The record is from RefSeq and is a predicted model, not a curated record.
AUGGGCGCGGGUCAUGAGGGUUUGGUCCUCCGUAUAACCAAACAUCUUUGCGAGGUCCCAUACAAGCUUUCCAAGCUGCUCGGAGUAAUGAAAACUUCCGCGUCACAUUUUGAUUACCUUUGCUCUGGCUUGCUGAAGCAGGAUUCCGAACUCUACCAGCACAUCAACUCGCCUGGCCGUAUGAAUCAUAUCAUGCAAACCGUCACAGUUCUCCGCGAGGCAAUAGAUGAGAUGAAUGAAUUCUUGUCUCCGAUAGCCGAAGAGUUGCCGGAUAAGCUGGAGAGACUGGUGGUAGGUAUAGAGCAACAGCUAAUCAAAGACAAGGCCAUCGUGGGCGGCAAUGCGUCGACUCAACAGCUCGCCAGCUUUGAAGCGCGGCGCACUACAUUAUCGACAGAUCCGCAGCCCUUGAGCACUCUGGGCACUUGUUCCACCAGCUUAGAGAAAAGUGCAUACACCGAUUCCAUAGAAGCCAUGUUACUAGGGAGCGAAGCAUUAGCCCCUUAUCCGGGAAUUCUCCUUUGGCUCGGGGGCGCAAAGAAACAGAUGCGGGCUCAUAUUGAGCGCAGAAUGUUCCCGGGCCCAAAGCCGGUGCUCUAUGGUAGUGUCAUGUGUGCCCAUCUGGAGCUCGUGCUCUUCUACAUCCGAACAUACUAUACCAAGGGCAACUUCCAGCCAGAACUGACAGUAUCUACCUUUUCAAAAUUUACAGAUUUGCCAAAAGCCCAGCAGUCGUUACGGGAAUCCCUGACAGUCAAUUCUGACGACGUCUUCGGCGAUGGAUCUGCCGUCGCCCUGGUUGAGAUCCUCAGCACCUUGUCUCCCAUCAACACAGCGGUCAAUCCACAGUUCCAGAAGACGUUGCUCGCGUAUCUCUACAAAUUGGUCAUCAAGCACCUGCCUCGAUGGAGCAUUGCGGUGUCAGUAAGGGCGCUCACAUUCAUCGUAGACCGCUUACGCGCCAAUCUUGACCCAGUAAAUCAGCUAAGGAUGCUCGCCGAGGAGAUUUUGACUACUUUGCUACGUCGUGGCCACUAUGACGAAGCGUUAUACUUGGCCCGUCGCUUGGAGCAUAACUACAUUACCCAGUGUAAAUGGGACUUGGCCUUCGACGUUUACUUCAAGAUUGUGGGCCAGCAGCCCUUCGACACUACUAAAGAAUCCAUGCCAGAUCCCCAGAGCCACGACGAGUGGGCGGUAUGGACUAUGGAGGAUAUUGCCAAGAUAUACGACUGCGUUGGCAAUUUCAAUGGUGGGAUAUGCUGGGGUGCUGGUGUGCGGCUUGAGCAUAUUCAUGACAAGUUAUUGAAGUUGCAGAAGCGGCAUGAACUCAAUCAGGAAACCCAGCUCUGGAGUACAACUUUUGGUCCGGCUUGGGUUGAUAUUGGAAUCUAG